This is a messenger RNA of Carassius carassius (crucian carp), 3056 nucleotides long. It is a transcript of the gene neurl1b, whose product is annotated as neuralized E3 ubiquitin protein ligase 1B. Gene Ontology annotation, molecular function: ubiquitin protein ligase activity. Gene Ontology annotation, cellular component: early endosome. The transcript is spliced from 7 exons. Gene Ontology annotation, biological process: ubiquitin-dependent endocytosis. The record is from RefSeq and is a predicted model, not a curated record. Bases 401 to 2131 code for a protein of 576 amino acids. Lineage: Eukaryota; Metazoa; Chordata; Actinopteri; Cypriniformes; Cyprinidae.
UAUAGUGAAACCACAAAUGUUGCUCUCUUUUCUGCUGUCUUUUUUUGAGGGUCUAAAACUUUUGUUUGCAAGUUGAAAAGUUUUGCUUGCGACUUAAGCCGUCUCUCAGUGGGCAGUCUCUACCCACCAGGAUGAAAGGCCUUUUUCUUUUGGUCACUCUCGAUUGAAGUCACAGGUUGACCACGCCCACUCUGUUUCCCCCGGAAACCCCAACACUGGCGCUGCAGUCUGACAGAAGAGUGAGUGAGGUUGUAUCAUGACAAACAACAGGUUGUGUACCGGGAAUAAGAUUUGGUGUUGAUGGAGGAAGCACCAUUUACAAGGCAAAACCUUAGGCCUGAUGCAACAUCAUCCAAUGUCGCAAUCACCCUCAGGAGGCACUUGAAGACCAGUGCCUCAUAUGAACAGGAACAUUUCCAGUGUCAGAGGUAGACCUGUCAUGCCAGAUUUUGUGGAGAAUGGUAAUGACACCAGCCUGCAGCAUCGCCCAGUGGCCAGUCGGCAGUACUGCACUGUUUCCAACAGUGGAGUUCAGCGUCGCACCUCUGCCCCUCCAAUCAGUAUUGAGUCUCCUCGUUUUCACCCCCGGGCCAAAGGCAAAAAUAUCCGACUGGAUGCACAACUGCGCCGGGCCACCCGGAAGAACAGCUUCUGCAAUGGCAUCACCUUUAGCCAGCGUCCUGUGCGUCUGUAUGAGAAGGUGCGGUUGCACCUCUCAGGUGUUCACACAGGUUGGAGCGGAGCUCUACGUUUUGGUUUCACCAGCUUAGACCCUAGUGAGCUUGCCAUAGCUGACAUCCCCAAAUAUGCUUGCCCUGACCUGGUGACGCGGCCAGGAUAUUGGGCCAAAGCCCUGCCUGAGAGGCUGGCCAUGCGGGACAAUGUUGUGGCCUUCUGGGCUGACCGACACGGCCGGGUCUUCUACAGCAUCAAUGAUGGCGAGCCUAUCCUCUUCCACUGCGGUCUUAGUGUUGGCUGCCCGCUCUGGGCCAUCAUAGACAUCUAUGGAAUCACUCAAGAAGUUACUUUACUGGAGAGCACAUUUGCUGAGAGCGUGGGCACGAGCUGUCUGAGUAGCGCUCGACUCAGUGCCUAUCUUCCCCAAAGCAACCACGACUCGGCCAACUACAGCAACAACCAGCUAGAGAGCAACCAGGCCGCGGCAGCAAAAUUUGCUACGCUACAGCUCAGCAACUACAACCAGAUCAUCCCCUGCUGCUCCACGUCCACAACUCCCUCUUCAUCCACCUCCUUCAAUGUACAAAGGGCCGCCCGCGGGCUCCCCAUGCCCCUUGAUGCUGACCUGCAUUUUCACCCAGUGCGAGGCCCUGACGUGGUUCUCUCGAACGAUCGCACGGUUGCAUGUACACACUUCCUGGACAGCAGCAGGACGUUGAUGUUCAGUGACCGGCCCAUCCGGCUGGGCGAGACGCUGUAUGUGGAGGUGGGCCAUCUGGGCUUGCCUUAUUUUGGGGCUCUUCUCUUUGGUAUGACCUCCUGUGAUCCAGGCACUCUCAGUGCUGGAGAGCUGCCAGCUGACCCAGAGGUGCUUCUGGACCGCAAGGAGUAUUGGGUGGUCUACAGGGGUUUUCCUGUACCAGCAGCAGGCGAUGUGCUCAGCUUUACCUUUCUGGCCAAUGGGGAGGUGCAUCAUGGAGUCAAUGGAGGGACACGCGGUCGUCUCCUGUGUGUCGACUCCUCUCAGGUUCUGUGGGCCUUCUUCACACUGCAUGGAGCCGUGAACCGGCUCAGAAUAUUAGGAACUGUUCAGGCCAGCCCUCCCACCUCCCCAUUAGUGUCUCAGGCUUCAACGCCUGAUGAUAGUGACUCUGAUCUGGCUUUCACUGUCAACAGAUCCUCAUCAGCAUCUGAAUCCUCUCUAGUGACGGCUCCCAGUUCUCCUCUCAGUCCACCGGUUUCGCCAUCUCUUUCUGCAUCUGACACAGGCCUGAGCAGCAAGAGCAGUGAGUGCACAGUGUGUUUCGAUCAGGAGGUGGACACCGUCAUCUAUACAUGUGGACACAUGUGUUUGUGUAAUGACUGUGGACAGAGGCUCAAGAGACAGAUCAAUGCAUGUUGUCCGAUCUGUCGGAGACCUAUAAAGGAUGUCAUAAAAACCUACAGACCAUGAAGGGACUAAAACAUUUUCUAUCAAAUUAUUCAGUAAAAACCUUGGUAGCUGUGGUUUAAUAUCUGGACUAAACUUGUAUUUAAGACUGUGUGUGUAGCUUUGAUUUAUGUAGCAUUAAGCUCUUGUCCAUAUCUCUAUCACCUCAUACAUUAACGGUCAGAAGUUUGGGAUCAGUAAGACUUGUAAUGUUUUUUAAAGAAGUCUCUUAUGCUCAUCAAGGCUAAAUUUAUUUGAUCAAAAAUUCAGAAAGAAAUUGUAAUCUUGCAAAAUGUUGUUACAAUAUAAGCUAUUGGUUUCCAUUUUAAUAUCCUUUAAAAUAUAAUUUAUUUCUGUGAUGCAAAGCUGAAUUUCCAUCAGCAAUUACUCCAAUAAAAAGUGUCACAUGAUCCUUAAAGGGUUAGUUCACCCAAAAAUGAAAAUUAGCCCAUAAAUUACUCACCCUCAAGUCAUCCUAUGUGUAUAUGACUUUCCUCUUUCAGACGAAUCCAGUCUGAGAUAUUUUAAAAGUGGUCUUUGAUCUUUCAAGCUGUUUAAUGGCACUCACUGGUUGUUGCAGUGCUUCAGUCCAAAAGAAAAGUGCCAAUCUAUCAAAAAAGUGUCUCACACGGCUCCGAGGGGUAAACGAAGGCCUCCUGUAGCGAAUCGAUGCGUUAUUGUAAGAAAAAUAACCAUAUUUAUGACGUAAUAAUCACUUUAAUCUAGCUUGCACUCACUGUUGUACACGGAAGCCGUUUUGGGCGGAUGACGUAUGAGGUCAGCUUUUGACCGGUAGUGUAUAUGACCUUGGACCGCAAAAACAGUCUUAAGGGUAAAUUUUUCUAAAUUGAGAUUAAAUCAUCCUCUGAAAGCUGAAUAAAUUUGCUUUCCAUUGAAUGGUUUGUUAGGAUAGGACAAUAUUGAACAAUUUGAAAAUCUGGAAUCUGAG